Messenger RNA from Gongylonema pulchrum, 570 nucleotides. The record is from the annotation of a GenBank genome assembly. Lineage: Eukaryota; Metazoa; Nematoda; Chromadorea; Rhabditida; Gongylonematidae.
AUGACAAGCAGUGCACUACCAACGUUGCAUCCGUUGGUCGAAUGGGCUCAGCGCGACAAAAUUCUUUAUUUGACCGUUGAGAUUGACAACGUGAACGAUCUCGAUAUCACUGACAAAUCUCUCCGUAUCACAGGCACAUUCGGCGGAAACAAAACAUUGUAUGAAGCAUCGUUGGAAUUUUACGAUAAUAUCAAGACAGAUUAUCGUAAAAUCGAUAACAAUAGGCAUCUGGAAUUGGUGAUCAACAAGGAAGCCUCGAAAUGGUGGCCGCGUUUGCUCAAAGACGCUGUCAAGGUAGGCUGUGUGCAUUUUCUUCCAUGGGUGAAGGUUGAUUUCAACAAGUGGAAGGAUGAGGAUGAGGACGAAGAUUUUGGUGGAAGCGAUUAUGACUUCCAGAAUUAUAUGUCAAAAUUGGGCAGUAGUGGUGGCCCUGGCAAAGGACCUGCGGACGAUGAUUUCUACGAUACUGAUAGUAGCAAGGAUGACGACGAUGGGGGCAUGUUACAUUUCUUUUCAUUGUUUUUUUCUUUUUUUUGGCGGACAACUUAUUUAAAAAGAGAUAACUCUUAG